AGCCAAUCGGAAGCGAGGUGCGCCCGCGCUGGAGCGCUGGAGCCCGAGGAUCCGCGCAUCACUGGCUCGUCCCAGCACCUCACUGGCUGGCGUGGAGCGCCCGCUGCGCCGCCGCCGCCUGUCGGCGCCCGCAGCAGUCGCGGCGUGGCUGCCGCGGCGCCACUGCGUUCACAAGCGCUCGCAACUCUCUCCUCGCCCCGAACUUGGUCCGCCCACCGAGGCUCACCCUCUCUCGCCGCCCCGCAGAAAUAUGAAGGGUGCCGUCUUCUUCUGCCUGCUUGGCUCCGCCGCCGCUUUCGCGCCUGCGGCCAUGCGCCCGGCGGUGAUGCGGCCGACGAUGGCGGCGCCGGUGCAGAUGUCGCUGGACCCUGUCACGGCCGCCGACUCGGCGUCGCACGCGACGCAGCUGCUCGCCCUUGCGCUGCCCAUCCCCCAGUUCAACCCGGCGAAGGCGCGCGCCUCGCACAGCCGCCACGCGCGCCAUCUUCCUGUCGAUGGACGCUCUGCUCGGUCCUGAUUCCUCUCCCCAAACACACCUCUUCUCUGCCCCGAACCGCGGGAGAGGCAAGCCGCCCCCCCCCCCGCCCCC
Messenger RNA from Emiliania huxleyi CCMP1516, 589 nucleotides. RefSeq lists its product as hypothetical. The transcript has a single exon. The record is from RefSeq and is a predicted model, not a curated record. The annotation marks the transcript as partial. Lineage: Eukaryota; Haptophyta; Isochrysidales; Noelaerhabdaceae.